Trifolium pratense (red clover) is the source of this 3883-nucleotide messenger RNA. Its product is annotated as putative disease resistance RPP13-like protein 1. The transcript has a single exon. Gene Ontology annotation, biological process: defense response to other organism. Bases 282 to 3761 code for a protein of 1159 amino acids. Gene Ontology annotation, molecular function: protein binding; ADP binding. Lineage: Eukaryota; Viridiplantae; Streptophyta; Magnoliopsida; Fabales; Fabaceae. The record is from RefSeq and is a predicted model, not a curated record.
CCAAGUGAGUGUAGAACACAUAUAUAAGAAGAAGCCAAUUGAAGGGUAUCCAGAAAAUACUACUGCUAUAUUUCGUUGAAUUGUAAAACUUGGACCCAACUAACCAAGUUGGUUGAUAAGUCCUACUUUACUUAACUAUUUCCUUCAUUACAAGUCAUAAGAAACUUCCUAAGUCAACUACUAUCCCAAAGUCUAAGUCAACUACUCUCAAGUCUAUACAAUGUAUAGCCUUUUCCUGUGUCUCAACAAAGAAACACUGACACACCAAUCAUUAUAGAAUCAUGGUUGAUAUGCUAAGUUCAUUUAUCUCUGCUAUCUUGCAAGUACUAUUGGAUAGGAUAGCUAAUCCUGAUCUCGUAGAUUUCUUUCGAGGAAACCAUCUUGAUGAGGCACUUCUAGAGAAGUUGAAGAUGCUUUUACUAUCUGUCAUUACAGUUCUUAAUGAUGCUGAGGAGAAACAGUUUGUUGAUCCAUUGGUGAAGGAGUGGGUUGAUAGGCUUAAGAAUGUUGCUUAUGAUGCUGAUGAUGUCUUGGAUGAGAUUGCCACCAAAGCCAUACAAGACAAGAUGGAUCCUAGGUUUCAGACAACCUUAAAUCAGGUAAAAGAUUAUGCUUCUUCUCUUAAUCCUUUUUCCGAAAGAGUUCAAUCAAAAAUUGGUAGGAUAGUUGAGAGGUUGAAGUCUAUAUUAGAGCAUAAAAAUAUUCUUGGUCUUAAGGAAGGAGGUGUAGGUAAAUCACUAUCGUUCGGUUCAGCUACGACUUCUUUGGUCAAUGAACAUCGUGUGUAUGGUAGAGAUGGUGAUAGGGAGAAGAUUAUUGACUUUUUGUUAGCAGGAGAUUCCAGUGGAGAGGGGGUGCCGGUUGUUGCGAUUGUUGGGAUGGGAGGGAUAGGUAAGACUACUCUUGCUCAAAUUUUGUACAAUGACGAACGGGUGAGAAACCAUUUUCAAUCUAGAUCAUGGGCAUUUGUUUCAGACACUUCAAAUGUGUAUGAAAUGACCAAAAAAGUUUUCGAGUCUUUUACUUUGUCGCAUUCUAAUAUCUCAGACUUGAAUAUACUCCAAAUCAAACUUAAGGUUAGAUUGGCGAGAAAACGGUUUCUACUUGUUUUAGAUGGUUUUCAAAAUGAGAACUUUCUAGACUGGGACAUCCUGCAAAGACCCUUUUUAUCGGGAAACUAUGGGAGUAGAAUCAUUGUCACCACACGUAGUCAAAGUGUUGCUACGUUGAUUCGUGCUGAUUUAACUCAUUCUCUCUCGCUUUUAUCUCAUGAUGAUACUUGGAAGUUAUUCGCAAGUCAUGCAUUCAAAUCAGGGAACCCGAAUGAUGAGCUUCCUAUCUUGGCUCAAAUUGGCCAAAAAAUAGUGAAAAAGUGCAACGGUCUCCCUCUAGCCGCAAAAGCACUAGGGAGUCUCUUACGUACUAAAGUAGAUGAAGAGAAAUGGAAAUGUGUAUGUUAUAGUAGGAUAUGGGAGUUACCAAGUGAUAAGUGUAGCAUUCUUCCUGCUUUAAGAUUGAGUUAUAGUCAUCUACCUUCUCAUUUAAAGCGAUGUUUUAGUUAUUGUUCCAUAUUUCCGAAAGGUUUUGAAAUACAAAAACAGAACUUGAUCUAUUUAUGGAUGGCGGAAGGUAUCCUACCACCACAAAAAACAAAGAAGAGAAUGGAAGAUGUAGGAGAAGAAUGCUUUCAAGAGUUACUAUCUAGGUCAUUCUUUUAUCGGUCAACAUACCACAUAUCACAUUAUAUGAUGCAUGACCUUAUCCAUGAUGUAGCACAGUUUGUUGCAGGCGAAUUCUAUUACAACUUAGAUGAUAAUAAUCCUAGAAAAGUGACGAUUAUUGUUCGCCAUUUAUCUUAUUUACAAGGCAUAUAUGAUGAUCCUGAAAAGUUCGAGAUCUUCUCUGAAUUUAAGCAGCUUAGGACCUUCAUACCAUUCAAAUUCUCAUAUUUUGUUUACUCUUCUUCAAUUACUAGCAUGGUUUCUAUUUUGUUACCAAAAUUGAAACGCUUGCGUGUGCUCUCUUUAUCUCAUUAUCCAAUUACAAAGUUGCCAGAUUCAAUUGGAAACUUGUUGCAUUUGCGAUAUUUAGAUCUUUCUUACACUGGAAUUGAGUGUUUGCCUGAUUCUAUUAGCACUUUGUAUAAUUUGGAGACAUUGUUGUUGUCAAGUUGUCGUAGCCUCAUUAUGUUACCAGAAAACAUGUCCAACCUUGUCAACUUGCGCCAACUUGAUAUUAGUGGAUGCACCGUGACACAAAUGCCUGCAAAUUUUGGUAAAUUGAAGUCUCUUCAAGUGUUGACAAGUUUUGUAAUAGGCAACAAAAGGGGAUCGAAAAUCAGUGAGUUAGGGGAGCUUUCAAACCUCCAUGGAGCACUUUUGAUCGGGGGCCUGCAGAAUGUUAUCGAUCCAACAGAAGCUUCCGAUGCCAGGUUAAAGAGAAAGAAAUAUCUCCGUGAAGUAGAAUUCAAGUGGACAACUAUAACUCAUGACCAAGAGAGUGAAACUAAUGUCCUCGACAUGCUAGAGCCACAUAAGAAUGUGGAAAGUCUUAAAAUUCAAAAUUUUGGCGGAAAUAAAUUGCCAAAUUGGUUAGGGAGCUCUUCAUUCUCUAAUAUGGUGUUUCUACAUCUUGCUAAUUGUGAAAAUUGCAAGUCAUUGCCGUCGCUUGGACAAUUGUCUUCCCUCACAGAACUUUGUAUAUCAAAUAUGAAAAGCCUGCAAAAAGUUGGUCAAGAAUUCUAUGGAAAUGGAAUUGAGUCGUUCAAAUUAUUGAAAAUUUUGAAGUUUGAAGACAUGCCCAAUUGGGAAGAAUGGUCACCCAACAGAUUUGAAGAAAAUGGACAAUUCCCUUCGCUGCGCGAACUUUACAUAGAGAGAUGUCCUAAAUUGACUACAAAGUUACCUGAUCACCUUCCUUCCUUGGAUAAAUUGGUGAUAACUGCAUGUCAAGCUCUCACAAAUCCAAUGCCAUGCGUUCCACGAUUGAGAGAAUUAAUGUUAACUGGUUGCGAUGCAUUAUCGUCAUUAUCCGAGAAAAUGAUGCAGGGAAAUAAAUGUCUUCAAUUCAUGGUCAUAAGUAAUUGCUCAUCUCUCGUCAACAUCUCCAUGGAUAGUCUACCAAGUACGCUAAGAUCUCUUGAAAUCUACGAAUGCAGAAAUUUACAACUAUUUCACUCUGAAAGUUCGAUGCAACAAUCUCAAUGUUAUUCCGCCCUUGAAAAAUUACACUUAAAAUGUAGUUGUGAUUCUCUCAUCUCAUUUCCGUUAUUACUCUUCAACAAGCUCGAAGAUCUACAUAUACAAGAUUGUAGCAACCUCGAGUUUAUUUCAUCUGCUCCAAAUAGUCUCCCAUGUUUUCGAAAGUUAAAACUAAAGCAAUGCUCGAAACUGGCUCAAUUUCCUGAAGGAGGAUUCCAUGCUCCCAAACUAGAAUCACUUUCUAUCAGCAAAUGUGUCGAUUUCUCAUCUGAGAUUUCAUGGGGUCUUCAAACAAUGACAUCACUAACUUCUCUUUGUAUCAGCGGUCUUCCUAGUCUUACUUCAUUGGAGCAUACAGGAGUUCAAUACCUAACAUCUCUCAAAAGUUUGAAGAUUAAAGAUUGUGCUAAUCUUGGAUCUCUUCCUUUAGACAAACUAGUUAUCUCUCUUUCUCAUCUUACUAUUAGAGCAUGUCCAUUGUUAAAAGUGCUAUGUGAAAAGGAUAUUGGACAAUAUUGGAGUAUGGUUUCUCUCAUACCUUUCAGAAUCAUUGAAGACUAGAUCACAUGCAUUUGUUGGAUAUGUCAAAUAUCUGCUCCAUAUUUCAGUGUACAUUCAACAUAUAUUUGUAUUGUAAUAACAUUAAAGUUUAGUAAUUUAAUGAAAGCAAACUAUAUACUGUA